Messenger RNA from Melopsittacus undulatus (budgerigar), 3506 nucleotides. RefSeq names its product leptin receptor overlapping transcript (gene LEPROT). Bases 68 to 463 code for a protein of 131 amino acids. Gene Ontology annotation, biological process: late endosome to vacuole transport via multivesicular body sorting pathway; negative regulation of growth hormone receptor signaling pathway. The record is from RefSeq and is a predicted model, not a curated record. Gene Ontology annotation, cellular component: endosome. The transcript is spliced from 4 exons. Lineage: Eukaryota; Metazoa; Chordata; Aves; Psittaciformes; Psittaculidae.
GCAAGCGGCUCUGUAGGCGGAAGUCGCCCGCCGCCACCUCAGCUCGGCGUCGGUCAGAGCCCCGGCCAUGGCGGGUAUCAAAGCUCUCGUGGCGCUGUCCUUCAGCGGAGCCAUCGGGCUGACGUUCCUCAUGCUGGGAUGCGCCUUGGAGUACUACGGUGUAUACUGGCCUCUGUUUGUCUUAAUAUUUUACUUCAUCUGCCCCAUUCCCCACUUCAUUGCAAAAAGAGUCAGUGAUGACAGUGAUGCAGCCAGCAGUGCCUGCAGGGAAUUGGCAUAUUUCUUCACAACUGGAAUUGUUGUUUCUGCCUUUGGAUUCCCUAUAAUUCUGGCACGGGUUGAAGCGAUCAAAUGGGGAGCCUGUGGUCUGGUGCUGGCUGGCAAUGCAGUCAUUUUCCUUACUAUUUUAGGCUUUUUCCUUGUGUUUGGUAGAGGAGAUGACUUUAGCUGGGAGCAGUGGUAGGACAUCACUCUGGUGCUGGUAAUAUUUUACAGCAUGUAUCACCGUAUGUAUCCUCUGUGUGUGUAUAUGUGUAUAUGUUAUAACAGCCGUGUGCGUGCACGCUGAGGUGGAUGUAUGUGCAUAUACAUGUAGCUUUACAUUACCACAUCAUAACGUGCUUUUUUAAAGUGCUUUUCAGCCAAAGGGAAAAAGCCCUUGUGACAUCUGUCCUGAUGUAGUCAGUAAAAGCUGGAACCACUGUUGCAAGCCUGUUCCUAAUCUUAAAGUUUACAUAACAUAAGCCUUUUUACUAAUUUUUUCACUAUAUGUGCAUUAACUUUUGUUUUAAUCAUAGUAGUACCAUUGACAUGUGAUACUGGUCAUGUUGGGUUUUAACCAUGUAAUCAAAGUAGGCCAAGAUAAAGAUGAUCCUACUUGGUGUUCUUCAACUUGAUCAGCUUUCUGCUUUGAUUAGGGGUGAACAGAGACUUGCUGUUCAUUUCCGUAACAUAAUUUUGAUGUGUUUCUCUUAAUAACAUCAAACCAAACACAGGUUUUUCAAUUCUUUUACUACCUAAUGAAAGAAAAAUAACCUAACCCUGGUUAAAUAUCCUUCCUUCCACAUACGAUGUUAAUUUGAAAUAGAAUUCUCCCUCCCAAGGAUAUUCAGUCUUAACACCUGUGGUUAUACUUUGGGAAUAAUAUAAUCUAAUGCUUUGAGCUGACAUUACUUCUCUUAGAAAGGUUCACAAAAGAAGAAACUAUGCAUAGGACACUUACAAACUGUGUAAUAUUGAACUCUGUAUUCUUACGUGUGAAAUGCCUGAAUUGCAAAGUGAGUGUUCUGUGGGAUAGGACUUCUUAUCUCCUCUGUUCUCAUUGCUUUCAAAACAUACUUACUCAACUGCUAUUUUUUGGCUGUAACAGAAGAUUGUUCUAUUAAAACACUAUAUUUUUAAAAUAGCAUUAUCCUUCACAUAAUCACACUUCUAAAAGUAAACUUUUCUACUGGUUUGACUUGCUGAGUCCUGCAAAGUGCUGAGGCAUGUCCUUUGGUAAAAAUGCAUUCUGAUACAACCCUUACUCGAGAAGACCUUUCAGUAAUCUGCAAAGGGGUAAAGGAAGAGAUGCCUUAGUUUAUCCUUUCAUAUUAAAAUAGACAUGAAGAAGUUUCUGCUGGGUGAAGUAAGAAGCUGAGCUCCUGCCUAGGGUAUGUUUUACAUUUGCAAGUUCUUCAGGCUGGAAGGUUGCAACUGAGUGUUUUAUAGUCGUGUGAGUCAGUUCACAGCUGACUGCUGUCACCCUGUGUAGCUGUGAGAGACACUGUGUGAAGAGGUAACAGCAUCCAUGCUCCAAGAUGUGCAAGCUUCAUCAGUGCAAUGCUUUUUGCCUCCUAAGUUGUGUGCAACUACUGCUGCUGCUGUCCAAACUCUCCCAAUACUCAUGUACUGCAGAAUGGAGCCCUGUGGGUUGCUGCGCAGAGCAAAGAUCCAAGACUUAAUGUUACGUAAGCACUCUGCUUCUGGGUACAGAAACUGUGCCAUGGGCCAAGUAAUGUAACAUCACUGAAGGAGGAAUGGAAUAUCGGGUUUCAGGAAGGUUAACUGUAUGUUUUAAGUUUAAACUUCAGAUGUGUGUAUGGUGCACAGUGCUGAGGAAUACUGAGUAGCUCUGUUUUAUACUGAAGUGUGCCUAGGCUGUCAUUCUCGUAAAGAAGAACUAACAUUAAAGGAAAUGUUCUUUUCUGGAUGUUAAUGCUUCAUCAAAGACAUAACAGGAAUAUACUUGUAAAGAUGCUGUGCAUAAGCGUCUUCUUCCUGACUUUAGAUGAAAUGUCUUGGACACUACUAAUUUGUAAAGUACUAUUGUGGAAAUUGUUCUUUGAGACGAGUUUGAGUAAACAUGGCUUCUCCUGCUUUGAGUUUUGAAGAAGGUGCCUUUAUCUCCCCUAUAAAUGUAAUUUUUCAUUCAAAUUAUUGAAGUAAACCAGCAACAAUAACACACAUGUUCAGUGCCUGAUCCUGUAAAUGCCUAAUUACAUUGCUAACAGUCCUCUUUAACUCCUGUUUAAAUACUCAUGUGCUUGCGGGGUUCUUGAGUAUUUUUACUCCUUAGAAUUUGUGUACCAAAGGCUGCAAUAGAAGCCUCCAAAACUACUCAAUUACUGAUGAAAUUAUGGAAUCAUUCUUUGUAGAAUCUGUUGUGGAUCUGUUAGUGUGCUUGUACCUCUGUACAGGCCGUAAGCAUGUGACAAUCUAAAAUGAAAAGGAGGACUAGGAAGUGCAGUGUUGAGGUUGUCUCUUGCACAAAUGAUUCCAUUGUACUGUAUUUCCUCUGGUAUUCCUGUGGUUGGUGGGUGCCUCAGGAAAUGGCAGGUCAGUGUUGAGUGGAGGAAGUCAAUGCUUUGCUUUAUGUGAUCUUUGUGCACUAAUCUCUAAUGUGAACUUCCUGCAGUUUUCACCAUGGACUUUCGUUUUAAGAUGUGUUAACUUUCAGAAUUGAGUUUCACAGUGUUUAAACCAUAGAAACCUUCCUUGACCUCUUGAAAAGUAAAUCUGCUUCAGUGAGUCUUCUAUACCAAAUGGGGUAAAAGAACUUGUCAGUGCUUUUUUUUAUCAAGAGCUUCACUCAUUCACACAAACCUGGUGCUCUGAUGGCCAGUACUGGGCAUGAACUGUCACUAUCCACCAGUAGCUAUUUACUGUGGUUUCUCUGAAAUUGUUUUCCUCUAUGGAAGUGAAUACUAUGUAUCCAAAGUGCCUUAAUUUCCAUACUAUGCUGAUUUCAUGAGUGCAUAUACAUGGCAAUAUCACUGUAUUUCAUAGUCAGCUGAAGUUCUGUGACUGCAUUUUAUAAAGCUUCCUUGUGGACUAACCAUGUUUUCUGUAAUUCAGAAUGCAGUGCAGCUUUUGUAACUUUUGUAAACAGGGGUUUUAUUUCCUGUGAUCGCCAGGUUCUUCAGAUGAAGCAUUAAAACAUGGAAAUUAAAAUAUAUUCUACUUUUCAUUUUGAGUUGUCUAAUAAAACUGACUUUUUGAAUUGUCUAAUAAACAUCUGAUGCUUA